Molecule: messenger RNA, 4693 nt
Organism: Cryptococcus amylolentus CBS 6039
Lineage: Eukaryota; Fungi; Basidiomycota; Tremellomycetes; Tremellales; Cryptococcaceae
Exons: 6
Coding region: 1-3153 (1050 amino acids)
Biological process (GO): protein folding in endoplasmic reticulum
Cellular component (GO): EMC complex
Molecular function (GO): protein binding
Source: RefSeq, a predicted model, not a curated record
AUGCUCGCGGACCUCCACCGUCCACCUCCUUGCGCGUCAGCCAGAGCGAAGGCAUUCCAUCAUGUAUCCCUCCAAGCGUAUGACGGCGACAUGCUGAUAAAAGCAAAGGGGUCCCCCUUGAUAUCGUGUCUGCUCACGGCCUUCCUCUUCCUCGCCGCCCUUCCUGCCACCCUCGCGCUCCAGGACAACCUCGCGGGCAUCGUUGACUGGCACAAGCCUUAUAUUGGGCAGCCAUUGUUGACCCCGACGCCGCCUCUGUAUAUCGAGCGCACAAAUUUUUCAGGUGGAAGAGUAGCUCUGAUAACAAACAACAAUGUUCUGGCAGCAAUCAAUGCCGAGAACGGAGACAUAGCUUGGAGACAAAAGCUGGAAGACAAUGACCCUGUAGUGUCAUUCCACGUUCAAGAUGACACCAUCCUACUCCUUUCCGGCCCAAGCGCGUCCUCGGCUCGUCUCUUCUCCCUCUCCACCGGCCACCUCCUCUGGCACUACCCUCUCCUUCCUCCCGCCACCUCCCAGCUGAGCACACCGGUUCAUCUCGGUACCGAUGCUGCGUUUGUACCCCAACAAGAGGACGGCGCGCCCGCUACCUGGGUCAUACUUUCCGACGGACGACGCGUUACGAGACUGAGGCAUGACAACGGUCAAAUCGUCUGGAGCAUGGACUCUCCCAGUGCUGGUUCCAACAUGGUGUUCAAACAAAUCCGGCCUUCCGGCAACUCUAUCCAUAUCCUCGCCCUGCACUAUUCUUUCGCCGUCCAAAGCUUGCUCACGUCGACUAUCGCUUUGGACAGUCCCAUUCCCCGAGGCGAUUUUGGCCAAGUGCCUUCUAUCGUCCAGAUCCCCGAACAAGCUAUGAUCGCGUCCUCUGCCGAACCUGGAGGGGCACAAGUGGUGUGGUUUGAGCAUGGAAGAAUCAGGAGCCUGCUCGUGCACGAAGACGGGUCGCUUGGACAGAUCAAAGACAUGCUCCCUGGCAAUGGCAGACAUUACGCAUCCAUCAUCGACGUCGGGCUACGAGAGCAGGGAAUCGUUCUUGGAAAGCGUGAAGACGGGGGUGUCGAGGUGCUAGAUGUAAAGGAAGGGAAGAAGAUUGAGGAGUUUGAGCUGUCAGCAGAUGCGGCUGAGCGAUCCGAGUCUGUCUACUCUGGCACAAUCACCGAGAACGGCGUCAUCGUCAACCGGGUAUACUGGUCAUUCUCGAUGGGUAUCGCUGUUGCCCAGACAAUCGACAUUCCCUACCUCACCUCCGCCGACGUCAUCACCUCCGGCUUCACCUUCCCCUACGAUGACCUCUCUCAUGGGGUUCUCCUCCAUGCCGCCGUUUCUCCCUCGCUCGACGCCAAGCAUUUGCCCUCUCUCGUUUUGACCACCUCGGCAUCUGCCAUUCUUCGCUCUCAAUUCGACUCGCUUCCUCUCUGGGUCAGGGAAGAAGCACUUGCAGACGUGGUCGCCGCCAAAUUCGUCGACUUGGGCGAACCUGAGGUUGAAGAAGUACGUGAGAUCCUUGGAGAAGAGUCUUUCGUAGGCAGGUCUGUCAGGCACCUCGAAGCGCUCAAAGACCUUCCUGGCUACCUGAUCAACUUUGCCAAAAGGCUCACAGGCGCGUCCUACUCUUCUGCGCUUCAUCUUACCCCUCUCAUCAAGGACCGACUCCACCGCGACCGAUUUGGUCUCCAAAAGCUGCUUGUAGUCGGCACUGCCAAUGGCAAGCUUGUGGCCCUUGAUUCAUCCAACGGACAAAGUGUUUGGUCAUUGAAUCUUGGGCUUAUAACCAAAGAGGGAUCGGAGAUUCAGGUUGAAACAAUAGACCUGGUCAAAGAAGGCGAAACAGAUUCGCCGAUCCUGGGCGUGGUUGCCACUCAGUUUACAGAAACGCGCUCCUUUACCGUUGCUUUCCACGUGGAAGCAUACACGGGCAAAGUCUUGGGCGAUGUGCAUCCCACCACAGGCCUUCCCAAGGGAACUUAUCUGUUUGAAGGAGUCGUGAAGGAGGUCUUUGCGACAAUCUACAAGAACUGUGGGAGUGGUAUCAGAGUGUUGGGUCUGGUCAAUGAGAAGGACGAGGUAUCCAUCUGGCCAGGCUGCAAGACAGUGGUGGGUCAGAUCGCCGAGGGCGAAAAGCCGUUCUACAUCACCAUCUCAAACAUUGACAGCGCCGUCCUCAAGGGAUAUGUUCUCGCUGGACCAAAGACUCCCGAAAGCACUUCUGCCUUUACCUCCACGCUCUUGUGGUCUCGUCCUUUCACAGAGCACGAGCGGAUAAUCGAUUCGAAACCUCUCCAGCCCUCCGCCAUCGCCUCUUUUGGCCGCGUCCUCGGCGACAAGUCUACCCUAUACAAAUACCUCAACCCCCAUCUUCUCGUUGUUUCUACGUUCACGCAUUCCUCCUCUGAAGCUCUUAACCCUCUGCAAGCGGGUGAACAUGUCGGACAGGGGAAGGUCUAUGUGGUGGACAGUGUCUCUGGGGAGGUGGUGUAUGAGACAGCUAUAGAGGGUGUGAAGGAACGAGGGGGAGUCAAGGUUGCCAUGGUGGAGAACUGGCUGGUGUAUUCGUGGCUGAGUGAAGGAGGAUGGAGGAUCGCAAGUGUGGAGAUCUACGAAGAUGCGGACAAGGGUGUUACUCCUGCCGUGUCGACGUUCGAAGCUCAAAAGAUCCAAGUGUUUGCUCAGACUUUCAUCAUUCCCACCGCAAUCAAAACCUUGGGCUUUACUACAUCCAAAGCCGGGAUUACGCCCAAAGAGCUCAUCAUUAUCAAUGACCGCAAUCAAAUCACAUCUGUCGCCCGUCGUCUUCUUGACCCUCGUCGUCCUGUAGGAAAACCAUCCUCGCGUGACAAGGAAGAGUUCCUCAUCCCCUACGACCCCCUCAUCCCUAUCGACACCCGGAAAGUCAUCUCCCACGUCUACCCACUCCAAGGCAUCACCAAUAUCCUCUCCUCCCCCGCUCUUGUCGAAUCGACAGGACUUGUAUUCGGAUGGGGGCAAGAUAUGUUCUUGACUCGUGGGUUGUCGCCAGCCGGGACGUUUGACAUCUUGUCAGACAGCUUCAACAAGGCGCAGUUGCUGUUGACAUUGGGGGCGUUGAGUGCGGGUAUCAUGGUGGCGCGGCCAGCGGUGAUGAGAAAGAUGUUGAGGAUGAGGUGGCAUUGAAGGUUGUUGAGUUUCAUUUGCAUGUAGAGUCUAUCAUGUCGUGUGCGUACUCAAAAUGUCGUUCUGCGGCUGUGGUCGAUUUAAUUUUGAUGGCUGCUCACCCGCUGACUUCGCCUCGGCGGUACUGUUCUACUGCAAAUUUAGUUCACCUCUCGCCACGCGAGCUCUCUCUGAAGUACACAGGUCAAUAUAAUUCUCACAUCGGUUUACAUGCGUACACAUACCAUCUGUCGCCAUUUAUUUCUCGCAUUGAGCCAUGAUACCACUGUAGGGGGCAUAUCCCAGCCAUAUAGCCAUAUAAUCCUCUGGUGUAUUCGCUGGCGCUGGAGCACAACCUCCUCCGUAAGUUCGUCAAUUUUAGACAAGGCCAUCACCUGCUUUGCUUGUGCUGCAAGUCUCCGAUGGGAAGCAGAAUCCAACUUCUGGCCGUCGUAAUACCUCUGCCACCACGCUACCAGCUUGAAAGCGGAAGGAUUGCCGACGCUGAUGAUGGGCAUAUCGUAUCCCCGUCGUUCUUCCAGGGGUAGUCUGUCGAGGGCAUGGAUGCGUGCCAGAAGCCAAUGGUAUUGCAACUUGAGGAGCUCGGCCACAUCCAGAUGACAUUCGUUGAGACUGAUCACCCGUAGCCGGUUCGGUCUUGCAACACCGUCCCAUCCCAGGGUGACCGAUUGGAUCUGUGCAAUGUCGUUCAUGGUAAGCUCCUCGGGAACGAGGAUACCAUCGAGCACGAGCCCUUCAAGUUUGGGAGGAAAGUGGUCGAUGACUGAUCUGUAAAACAUUGGUGGUCUCGGACAAUGUCUGAGGAGAGACAGCCUGCGAAGGCUCGGCCAGUACUCGAACCGCCCUCCUCCUUCGAACGCGAACGGAAACAGAAACAAACCGCUGGUAUCCAUCCAGACAAACUUUAGAGGGCCCAAUUCGAGACCUUCAAGCUUUGGUAGCAUGGCCACCAGCGAAAGAUCGUAAAAGCCAGCGUCGACGCCUCCGAGGCCUAGCGUCCGAAGCGCUUCCUGCUUGUUGUAGAUGUACUGGAUCCAUUUGUUGCUGCUAUGCUCCGCAACAUGUGUCGGAUGGAGUGUAUGACGAGUAGUACUCAGGGAGAAGGAUCUCAACUGGUUUUCCGGCACCGCGUUUUCUAUACCCCGUAGGAGAUUGUCGUGUGCUGAACUGUCGCUUCGUUCGUCGAGAUAGCUGAAGGGAUCCAAAAAAUGAACGUCGAGUCCUCGUACAUGGGGCAAGACGUGCUUUGAGAUAAAUAUGGGAAUGUGUCGGCCUUUGUAUGCCUUCGGGACCUCGAGUUUGAUGUGAGUAUAGAGAAGUGCCCCGGCGGUUUUUGCAAGUUCAUGAAACCGGAAAGGCACUUGCUGCAGAGCCAUGAUGUCGCUCAAUGGAAGUUGCUUGAUGAUGAUCAUCAGGAGCUCGGGUGGGAGGUCGACCAAACGGCUGUCUCCCCUCUCGGAAGAGGAUGGAUCGGUGAUUUUUCGAGUCAAAAGGGGCGCUGAACUUGAUCGACGAUGAGACCCAACCCUGCAGGCCAAAG